UCAGCUGACAACGUCGAUAAGCAACCACUUCAUCAGUCGCUAGAUUUGUUUUGCAUCGCCUGCUUGGCUUUGGCUAGUGUGUACUUAGUGUGUCCGUAGAAAACUAGUUGCAUCUACCUCGGUGAUUAGAGCUACCGUCCGACCGCCUCCGUCAUGUACUCCCGCAACACAGAAAUACGUCACAUAGCCGCUGCCGACGCUUAUCAGCUCGCACAGAUUCUCGAACACGCGAAUUCAUGGAAGAAAUUGAUGGCGAUAAUACCCAAGACCUUUUCCUCGCCGCCAGUCCGGGAUGCACCGAAAAAAUACAAUGCCGAUGAGAUUCGAUUGAUUGAAAAUGCAAGCUUGAAGCAAGGUCGAACGGGAGCGGAGAUCCUCUUUGACGAAUGGGGGACGUCCGGACGAAAACGCCCCACAGUUGGUAAUUUAUUGGAUCUUCUGGUCGAGGCUGAGUUACUUCGGGCCGCUGAUUACGUUGCAAUGAAUUUCUUGAAUGAGCCCCCGCCAGAACGUCCAGCAAACGGUCCAGCCGCCAAAAUCGAUAUAUCACUCCCAUUCGAAACGGAAGAAAUCAAAGACGUGGAUGAAAUCAUGGAAGAUAUUAGCUACCCCGGAACGAGUGUUCUCAUGAAGAACGCGAACGAUCCCAGUUCCAUGAUCAAUCAUGAUUUUUACACUAAAAUCUCUCCAGAUAAAGGAAAAGUCGAAGUGUCUGCAUCGGAUCUAAUCAAGUUUUCCAUGAGCACCGUAGAUUCUGGUGAAUUACCGAUCUUAUCAGCAAUAGGCAAAAGUUCCAGUGAUAUUCCCGACCUGAUGCAAUUGAACAGUAGACUCAACAAUACUCAAAGCAGUGCAACGACAAAUCCAGAAGCGAACAUUUUCGUGAACAACGAUGACAAUGAAGUGACUGAUAGCUGUAAUAUUCCAGUGUUGAGUGCUCUGCAAAUGCAUUCCACGAACUCUGUAAACACCACCGAAGAAAACAGUACUGAGCUGCCUGAUUUAAGUGCAUUAAAUUUACAAGUGAGCCCCAAUCGUCCUACGACACCAAACGAUACUCCAAUGACGACAACCACCGCAACUACUCCGAAUGGCGUAAGCGAAUCAGAGGACAGAGAGCAUCAUUUGAAUGUUCCAAAUGCAGCCAACGGCCUUUAUGAUAGUGACAAUAAUUUAACGCCAGACUUGAGUAUUCUGGAUCAGAGCAGCUUGGAUGAUUCGAGUUUGACGAACGUAACUGAAACCAGCGAGGAAUUAUCAUUCGAUGCACAAACACGGUUGAAUCUAAGUGAGAACAAUCUUCCGAUGCUGAGUAUUCUGCAGAAAUGACACGACAAGAAAUUUUCAGUUAGUUUUUAAGACGUUGAAAAAUGCUAAGCUAAGUUGAAUGGAAGGACGACGCCGGCCUGAGAGUACUUUGCUUGGAAAUUCAAUUAUUUAGAUUAAUGCGACGUGCUUACUAUGUGAGUGAUUACAUUGUGUUUGAAGAAAAAAUGAAUCACAUUCCAUGUCUGUUGAUAUAUUUCAAAAUUUCGUAACUUUUUCGCGAUUAUAUUUUUAUUAGAUACAAUUUGAUAGCUAUCAGUUCAGUGCCAUGGUAGAAAUAGUAAAAAUGGUCACAGUAGUUUUGCCAUCAUCGCUUGAAAGUUGCUUAUUCGGCAAAAGAUCGAAGUUGAUUUGUUAUUUUACAAUUUUGACAGUUUGGAUAUUGAGGAAUGUUUUCAAGUUAUCCAAGAGAUACAACGACUUUACAUCAUUCCCAGCCUAGCUUUAGAUUCAUGUACUCAACUAUUAGACUUUAGGCUCAAUAUAACGUUUCUAAAAAUGACAAGUUGAUUGCAAUAUUCGUACAACUGAUAAACUAACAGAAUCAAAUACAUUCUAGACUGUAAAGACGUGUACGGUUUUGUAGCAAAAUGUUUUAUACGUGUGAUAUUCAAUUGUGUACAUAAAAAAAACCUAGGGUAGUUUUAAUGAAAUGUCUUUUAUGAGAUUGUGUAGAAGAAAAAAAACCAUUAAGAUCAUGCUGAAAGCGAUUGUCUUUAACCAUUAACAUUAUGAUUGCAUUUCUCAUAUUGUAAAUUAACAGUAAAUGUUUAUAAAAUGCUCUCACGAAA
Molecule: messenger RNA, 2117 nt
Organism: Hermetia illucens (black soldier fly)
Lineage: Eukaryota; Metazoa; Arthropoda; Insecta; Diptera; Stratiomyidae
Gene: tub
Product: protein Tube
Exons: 2
Coding region: 154-1329 (391 amino acids)
Source: RefSeq, a predicted model, not a curated record